AUGUCCGCUACCGAGCCUGUGGUCGUCAUUGACGGCAAGGGACACCUUCUUGGUCGCCUGGCCAGCACUGUCGCUAAGCAGCUGCUGAACGGCCAGAAGAUCGUCGUCGUGAGAUGUGAGGCCCUCAACAUCUCGGGCGAGUUCUUCCGCGCCAAGCUGAAGUACCACGCCUACCUCCGCAAGAUGACUCGUUUCAACCCCACUCGCGGUGGUCCCUUCCACUUCCGUGCCCCCUCCCGCAUCCUCUACAAGGCUGUCCGCGGCAUGAUCCCCCACAAGACCCCCCGUGGCGCCGCCGCCAUGGAGCGCCUGAAGGUCUUCGAGGGUGUUCCCCCCCCGUAUGACAAGAAGAAGCGCGUCGUCGUUCCCCAGGCCCUCCGUGUCCUCCGUCUGCGCCCCGGCCGCAAGUACUGCACCGUCGGUCGUCUGUCCCACGAGGUCGGCUGGAAGUACCAGGAUGUUGUCGCCAGACUCGAGGAGCGGAGAAAGGUUAAGAGCAGUGCAUACUACGAGCGCAAGAAGGCCGCUCGUCGCCAACUCGUCCACGCCCAGAAGUCGGCGGGUGUUAACGAGCAGACUAAGAGCCAGCUCGCUCAUAUCCAGGCUGAGGCUAUCUAUCACGUUACCGCCAACAAGCAGGUCUUGCGCAGGUCGUAUAUGGAGACGGCGGACAGGGCACGCGGUCUGGCAUUUUAUAUCAAGAAGCGCGGAUACAAGCGGGUUGGUAUCUUGUGUCCGAAUACGCCUGCUUUCUUGGAGUCGAUUUAUGGAAUUGCUGCCGCUGGGGCGGUCAAUGUUUCUGUAAACUACCGUCUGAAGGAAGACGAUAUCGACUACAUCUUCAACCACUCCGACGUGGAUGCCAUCAUUGCCGACCAGGAGUAUCUGCCGCUUCUCCAGUCGUUCCGGAACGCAAGGCCCGGGUUCCCCGUUAUCGUCGACACCGAUACGGACGCCACCGAGGGCCAGCUGUCCGGUCCCUUUGACGAGGCCGUCUUGGAAGGCCUGCAGCAUGAUAUCGACACUGGCUCCCAAGGCUGGGUCGGCCUUGAGGCCCAGGCGGCUUCUGAGGACGAUGUCAUGGCCCUGGCUUACACCAGUGGCACCACCGCCCGCCCUAAGGGUGUCGAGUUUACCCACCGUGGCUGCUACCUCGGCACCAUGGGCAAUGUGAUCGAGUCGGGUCUCAAUCAGCAGCAGGGCCGCUGUCGCUAUCUGUGGACUCUGCCCAUGUUCCAUGCUAUGGGCUGGACAUUCCCCUGGGCUGUCACGGCUGUCCGUGGCACUCACUACUGUCUGCGCAAGAUCGACUACCCCGAGAUCUGGAGACUGCUCAAGCAGGAGCAAGUCACCCACUUCAACGCCGCCCCCACGGUGAACACCCUGCUCUGCAACGCUCAGGAGGCCGAGCGCCUUUCCCACCCCGUCUACGUUACCGUGGCCGCCAGCCCGCCGUCCCCCCACCUGUUCGAGCAGAUGACAGGACUCAACCUGCACCCGGUGCACGUGUACGGCAUGACGGAGACCUACGGCCCCAUCACCAAGGGGUACCACAUGGCCUCGUGGGAGAACCUGCCGCGCGACGAGCGGUACAAGCGCAUGGCGCGACAGGGCCACGGCUUCGUGACGAGUCUGCCGGCCCGCGUGAUCAAGACCGAGGUGCCCGAGGGGACCAUCAUCGACGUAAGCCGCAACGGCAAGGAGAUCGGCGAGAUUGUCUUCAACGGAAAUAUCUGCGCGCGCGGCUACUACAAGGACCCCGAGGCGACGCGGAAGCUCUUUGCGGGUGGUGUGCUCCACUCGGGCGAUCUGGCUGUGUGGCACCCCGAUGGGGCGAUCCAGAUUAUGGACCGCGCCAAGGAUAUUAUCAUCAGUGGCGGUGAAAACAUCUCCUCAGUCGCCCUCGAAUCGAUGCUGGUGACCCACCCCGACAUCCUGGAGGCGGCGGCGAUCGCCGUCCCGGAUUCGCACUGGGGCGAGCGGCCCAAGGCCUACGUGACGGUGAAGCCCGGCAAGCAGCUGGAAGGGCCGGCGGUGAUCGCGUGGGCGCGGACGGUCAGCGAGAUCAGCAAGUUCAUGAUCCCGCGGGAGGUGGCCGUUGUGCCGGAAUUGCCCAAGACGAGCACGGGCAAGGUGCAGAAGAAUGUGCUGCGGGAGUGGACCAAGAGUGGUCGUUAG
Messenger RNA from Aspergillus campestris IBT 28561, 2178 nucleotides. RefSeq names its product putative AMP-binding domain protein. Gene Ontology annotation, cellular component: ribosome; large ribosomal subunit. The record is from RefSeq and is a predicted model, not a curated record. NCBI's taxonomy places the organism in Eukaryota, Fungi, Ascomycota, Eurotiomycetes, Eurotiales, Aspergillaceae. The transcript has 11 exons. Gene Ontology annotation, molecular function: structural constituent of ribosome. Gene Ontology annotation, biological process: translation. Bases 1 to 2178 code for a protein of 725 amino acids.